AUGGCUUCAAAUUCAAACCCGUCAACGACCUCGGAAGGUCCUCCAUAUACUGCCGAGUGCGGAGACGAUGACGACAAAAUUGUUCCUUCGCAGUCGGGUUCACGCGACGAAAACGCGCCAGCGUCUCCACAACAACCUCCCGAUCUAGAUCGCAGAGGAAUGGAAGAGUUCCAACGGUGGGUCGAAGCAUGCGACAGCCCACUGUCAGACGUUGGACAUAUCCCGUCGGAGGGCGGUGGUGUAGGAUCACAGGCUGAAGACCAUGUCUCGCCGCCCUUCGGGCCCGCCAUUUGGGAUAUGCCUGCGACUCCACGAGAAGGUGCACCCGAGGGCACGAACCGGCGCUAUACCCUCAUGUCCAAUCACGCUGGGGACUUUGCGGCGCGCAUCCUGGAGACGGAUGAACUGCUGCCAUUGUUGAAGCAGCUGAAGGCUACGUCUGCAAAUCGUCUCCCUCCUGCUCGACCCAACAGGGCUGGAAUUACAUAUAUGGAUUUGGUUAUCAAGCGUCUGCUUCGCAUUGGAGAUAUAAUCAAACGAGAGGUGCAUGAUCAGGAACUCCAGCCCUGGCAUGAAAUGGCACUCUGGAGAUACCUUGCGGAAAGGUAUUGGCCAGUUCCCGGCCAACAGCUCCCUGAUUGUACUUACCCACAUAUACGUGUACGCGAAUAUUACCAGAACGAACGGUUUUUCCUCACUCGGGCUGGCCACGCUUCUUCCGACAGCGAUGUUGCUCUCUACGAUACAGAUGAAACGGAUGACGAUGCGGCUGAUAACGGGAAUCAUGACAGCAAUCAUGACACGGUGAAUGGUAGUCCUGGGCCACAAGGUGAUGAUCAAGCAAGAGAAGACAAAGGGCAGCAGAGCAGCGGCGCACAAACGGAAGUUGGCCCGAUCUCCAAGUCAAUUGAGAAUGAGCUACCAGCUCGACUUGAGCCAUUUCCCCGAUUCGACCUAAAUGCUAAACCGAAGUUAAUGCAAAUCAAAUUCAUACAGCGCUCUGAUGGUUUUGGGUUCUCUAAGGAUAGAGAUUCACUGGUAAGAGCAAGAAGGGGUAGGGGACCAACUCCCUUCUCUCGUCCGGUUCGCCGAAUCCCAAUUGCGACAGAGCAACCUGCGGAAUCUCUACCUUACUUCCAAAACGAGGGGUCACCAAAACGGCAAAGACUAAGCCCCGAGCAGGAUAUCGGACGCAUGCAAGACUUCUACGCAUACUGCCAGGCGCUCUGUUUCCAGGAAGAAAUUGAUGUUGCAUACGCGGACAUCAUGGCAGAUAUGAGCCGUUAUUCUCAAGAAGAAUCCGAUGCUCUGCUCGAAGAUUUUGAUAAGCCUGAGACUGCAGCUGAUGUGGGAAUGGCAUUGCUCGCAAACGUUCAGUCAGCAACAAUGACUUUCGGCCCUAUCAAACACGCCAUGAUCGCAAGAGACAGGAAGCCCAGCACCGCCCCCGGUUUCAAGCCUCCCGUGUUGGUGAAUGACAUCUUGGAGUAUCAAGACAAUCGGCAAGGGGAUGUGUAUGCCCUCACCUCGAACAUGGAUAUGGUUAGAGUCAAUGAGGACUCUCGAGCUGCCAAGGUUAACGCCGUUGAUAUUGUUAGCCAUGGAGGCAAGCAGGAAUUUCAGAUUGCCAAGACCGAGGACCUUGAUCAUCCUGACCAUGGAGUGGACGAUAGUGGAGAUGAUGAUAACGGUGGCAUCAAACUGAACCUGGGCUCGAAUACUGGGUUGUAG
Aaosphaeria arxii CBS 175.79 is the source of this 1731-nucleotide messenger RNA. RefSeq lists its product as uncharacterized. Lineage: Eukaryota; Fungi; Ascomycota; Dothideomycetes; Pleosporales. The transcript has 2 exons. The record is from RefSeq and is a predicted model, not a curated record. The coding region runs from base 1 to 1731 and encodes 576 amino acids.